This is a messenger RNA of Effrenium voratum, 767 nucleotides long. The record is from the annotation of a GenBank genome assembly. Lineage: Eukaryota; Dinophyceae; Suessiales; Symbiodiniaceae.
UCUCUGACAUUGUGAUCCGCAAGGAAGCGCAUCAUGUCCCGGAUCAAGGCCUUCUUCUCAAAGUGCGCCGGCUUCUCGGGCGGCCUCAUCAGUGGCAGCAGCGAAUUUCCGCAGUUUUUAAUCCUGGGUCUGGACCGUUCUGGCAAGACAACCUUGCUCUACAGGCUGAAGAUCGGAUCAGGAUGGACAAACAUCCAUGAGGAGAUGGAAAAGAUGAGGACGCCCAAUGAGGACGGUAAGGUAGAAGACCCAGGAUAUCACUACGAGGAGCUAAACCGAUUCUUCUCCUGCGGCGUGUGGGAAGUUCCCGGGACCGAAGCCAUGAGGCACCUGUGGAAGCUCUUCUACCAGUCCAUCAAGAUACAUUGUGUCGUCUUUGUAGUCGACGGGGGCGAAGCUGAAGAGAGGAUAAACUUGGCGAAGAGGCACUUGCAUGUCUUGAUGAACGAGGCAGAGCUGCGAAACGCUUGCUUUUGCGUUGUCAUCAAUCAGCGCUUGGAUGAGAAGAAGAACCCUGUAUACGAUGAGAAGGAAGAUGUGCUGAAGUACAAGCUGGGACUGCAUGAGCUACAUCACUCGGUCGACUGGCGCACGAAACAUUUCAUCAUGAACAUUCUAGACCUCAAAGGAGAGUCCGACAAGGAGUGGGCGCAGCUCAUGGCCUUCGCAAAGGAAGUGCUUUGCAACUCCCGGGGCUUCGGCUUGAAGCUCUGAGCCUCGGAGCCUCCGGAGCUCCUGGAAAGUCUCACCCAGAAAAGUGCGGAAGC